Messenger RNA from Dromaius novaehollandiae (emu), 1991 nucleotides. RefSeq names its product sodium/hydrogen exchanger 2-like. Lineage: Eukaryota; Metazoa; Chordata; Aves; Casuariiformes; Dromaiidae. The record is from RefSeq and is a predicted model, not a curated record. The coding region runs from base 58 to 1896 and encodes 612 amino acids. Gene Ontology annotation, molecular function: sodium:proton antiporter activity; potassium:proton antiporter activity. Gene Ontology annotation, biological process: proton transmembrane transport; regulation of intracellular pH; sodium ion import across plasma membrane. Gene Ontology annotation, cellular component: plasma membrane. The transcript is spliced from 11 exons.
AACAGGCUGCCUUCUGUUGUUCCAGAAAGCUGUUUACUGAUAUUUGUAGGACUCAUUAUGGGUGGAAUCAUCUACGGCUUAAACGACAAGUCACCGCCCGUUAUGGACAGCGAUAUCUUUUUCCUCUACCUGCUGCCGCCUAUCGUCCUCGACGCAGGAUACUUCAUGCCCAGCCGUCCCUUUUUCGAGAACAUUGGCACUAUUCUCCUGUACGCAGUCGUGGGGACAAUAUGGAACGUGUUUGGGAUUGGCUUUUCGCUGUACGGGAUCUGCCAAGUGAAAUCUUUUGACCUGCAGGAUGUUUCGUUGCUCCACAACCUCUUGUUUGGCAGUCUGAUAGCUGCCGUGGACCCUGUGGCAGUGUUAGCUGUGUUUGAGGAGAUCCACGUCAAUGAAAAGCUACACAUCUUGGUCUUCGGCGAAUCGCUCCUGAAUGAUGCAGUGACGGUGGUACUCUACAAGCUGUUUAGAUCUUUCUGUGAAAUGCCAGCCAUCAAAACUGUGGAUGUUUUUGCUGGAAUUGGAAAAUUCUUUGUGGUUGGCACAGGAGGAGUUUUAGUAGGUCUUACUUUUGGGAUGAUUGCUGCCUUUACCACGCGAUUUACCAAGAAUAUCCGUGUAAUUGAACCGCUCUUUGUCUUCCUGUACAGUUACCUUUCCUAUCUCGCUGCGGAAAUGUUUCACCUUUCUGGUAUUGUGGCCAUCAUUGCUUGUGCUAUGGGCAUGAAACGUUACGUGGAGGCCAACAUCUCUCUGAAAUCUCACACCACAGUCAAAUACUUCAUGAAGAUGUGGAGCAGUGUUAGUGAUACGCUCAUCUUCAUCUUUCUUGGGGUUUCCACCAUUGGAGAAAACCAUGAGUGGAACUGGCCAUAUAUUUGCUUCACUGUCAUUUUCUGUCUCAUCUGGAGAGCACUAGGGGUCCUUGUACUGACUUUCUUUGUGAACAGAUUUCAUGUCAACACCGUGACCAGCAAAGACCAGUUUAUUAUAGCAUAUGGGGGUCUCCGAGGUGCAAUCUGUUUCUCUUUGGUUUUCUUGCUUCCUGACUUUCAUAGAAAGAAGCUCUUCAUUGCAGCAACAACUGUUGUCAUCCUCUUCACCGUGUUUGUACAGGGAAUGACCAUCCGUCCUCUUGUCGACUUACUAGAUGUUAAGAAGAAAAGGGAGAGUGCUCCUACAGUGGGAGAGCAGAUUCAUAUUCGGUUCUUGGAUCAUUUGCUGGCUGGCAUAGAAGAUAUAUCUGGACACUGGGGACAGUAUUACUGGAAAGACAAACUAGAAUAUUUCAACAGCAAGUACCUGCAGAAGAUCCUGCUUCGAGAGUACGACCAGCCGAAAUCAAGCAUCGUGCUUCUCUAUGAAAAGCUGGAGCGGAAGCAUGCCAUCGAACUAGCGGAGGCAGGGCAGCUGGGUCACGCGCCGUCCCAUCCAUCCUUGCUCUACAGCCACAGGACUGCCGUAACAGACAGAAAAUCAGAGGAUGUCCUCAAUCCGGACGUACUCGAAAACAUUCAGGAAAUACUGGCAAGGAACCUGUACCGAAUACGGAGAACGGUGCCGGCAUACAGCAGGCACACCCUUCCCGGGGAGACCGAGCCCGCAGAGCAGGCCGAAGAGAUCCUGAUCCUCCGGCACAGGAGCCUUCGGAUGGAAACGAGUGAGAGCGACGCAGUUGGCUCCAGGAAGGAGAAGGAUGACUCCUACUCGGCACAGGGUGACUCCAGCCCGAAGCCGAAACUGUGCCGCUCCUUAACCGUGGGGAACGCGGAAAAGGCACGGGAACCGAAACACAACCGGUCAAAGUCUGUGUGCGUCAGCUCGCCUCCGCAGCCCGGUGCUACUGCCCGCGUUAAUAAGAAAGGAACAGAGGAGGAGUUAACUCCAGACGUCUAAAAGCCCAAGUGAUGCUUUGGGCUUCCCAUGAUGGAUCUGACUCUGUUUCAUGGUUGCAUACAACACAAUCUGCUUUUCUUUUUUUUUUUUUUUUU